UUCAGGCCGGAAGUGUGAGACGACAAGCGGAUGAAAAACGCUUCAGGCCGGAAGUGUGAGGCGACAUGCGGAUGAAAGCGCUUCAGGCCGGAAGUUUGAAGUGAAGAUGGCUAUAAAAGCUUCAGCGAAGCUCGGGAAGAUACUCAACAGCACUUGGAGUCCGAGCUUGGCGUGACUGCUUGGGCUUGCUGGGAUUCUGAGUUCUGUCAUCAGUUCUAGUUUCUGACUCUAAAACAACAUGGGAAAUCCUCUUCUGUGUAGUCUCUGUUCAUCAACAUCUUCAUCUCAAGGUUCCUUCAGACUGAAGAUCUGAAGGAUGAAUGUUCAGGACCCACCCACACUCCUGCAGCUGGCAGUACAGAGACUACUGAGGGAUGAGGCCCUGGCCAUCUCUUCUCUGCAGUACCUGCCCAGGGCACUUUUCCCACUACUGUUCAAGGAAGCCUUCAAUCACAGACAAACAAAUGUUCUGAGGGCCAUGGUGGCAGUGUGGCCCUUUCCCUUCCUCCCUCUGGGGACCCUGAUGAAGACUCCCCACCUAGAGAUCUUGCAGGCUGUGCUGGAUGGAGUAGAUAUGCUAUGGACACAGAAGGUUCUUCCCAGAAGGCGGAAGCUUCAAGUACUGGACCUAAGGAAUGUGCACCAUGACUUCUGGGAUGUUUGGGUUGGGCCAGAGGAUGGAGACUGCUCAGCAAAGACUGUGUGUGAAGAGCAGAUAGCAAAGCGUCUUCAUAGAUAUGUACUGAGGCGGCGUUUGAAGGUGGUCACUGACCUUUGCCUCAGGUUCCAUCUGAAUGAACACCAAGCAUACUUGUUACAGUGGGCCCAGCAGAGAAGAAGUUCUAUACGACUAUGCUGUGUGAAGAUGCAGAUUUGGGCUUUGCCUGUGUACACUGUCAGGAAGGUCUUGAUGGUGUUCCAGCCAGACAGCAUCCAGGAAUUGGAACUGAAUACAGGUUGGAGUCUGUCCACUCUGGUGCAUUUUGCAUCUUACCUGGACCAGAUGAGAAACCUUCAAAAACUUCUUUUAACACGGAUUCACAAGAACACCUUCAAGGUUCUAAAUACCUCCUCGGACAUACAGAAGUGUAUCACUAAGUUUGUUUCUCAGUUCUCCAAACUCAACUCUCUCCAGCAUCUCUCCAUGAAUGGCAUCUACUUUUCCAGUGAGCACAUGAAACAGUUGUUCAGGUACCUGAAGACCCCUUUGGAGACCCUGUCCAUAACUAUGUGCAAGCUUUCACAUUUAGACUUGAAUUCCUUGUCCCAGAGUCAGAGCCUCCAUCAGCUCAAACACCUGAACCUGAGACUUGUGAAAUUAAUUGACUUACGUCCUGUGCUUUUCCAUGAUCUCCUAAAGAGUGUUGCAGGCACUCUGCAGACCCUAGAAUUGGAGGGCUGUUGGAUGGUAGACUCCCAGCUCAUUGCCCUCCUGCCUGCCCUGAGCCAGUGUUCCCAGCUCACCAGGGUCAAUUUCUAUGACAAUGACAUCUCCAUGGCUGUUCUGAAGGACCUUCUGUAUCACACAGCCAAUCUGAGCCAGCUGACCCAGGAGCUGUAUCCUGCCCCUCUGGAGUGCUAUGAUGACACUGGUGAUGUCCUCAUGGGAAGAUUUGCCCAACUUUGUCCUGAGCUUAUGGAGACACUCAUUACUGUAAGGCAGCCCAAGAGAGUCUUCUUUGCUACAUAUAUCUGCCAUGAAUGUUGUCAGCGCUGUGUCUAUGACCUAGAAACCAAACUUUGUCGUUGUCGGCAGUAAACAGGCAGGUUGGUUUUUGAUACUGAGAAAUGAAAGCCUAGAAACAGGUCUUUCAAGAGAACCCAAAGCAUAUGGCUACACACUGCUCAUUGUUUGGGAACCCAAAUGGUGUUCAGGAGGGCUAGACCACGAAGACUGAACUUAGAACAGUGGGGCCCAGGACAAAUGUUCAAGGAAUCAAAAGACAAUCCUGCAUUUCUUUUAUUUAGUUCUUUCUUCCUUCUUUUUCUUUAAGAUUUAUUUAUUUUAUAUCUGGGUGGUUUACCUGCAUAUAUGUGUCCUUGGUGCCUGUUGAGUUCAGAUGUGGGCAUUGAAUCCCCUGGAACUGCAGUUUUAGAUGGCUGUGAACCAUCACAUGAGUCUUCUGCAAGAACAAGUGCUCUUGGCUGCUGAGCCAUCUCUCCAGCCCCGAUUAUGCACUUUCUAAAUAAAUCAGUUCUGUCAGGUCAUGAUAAUGAAUGACUUUCUCCUUCUUACAUGGUAGUUAUAAAGUGAAAUGACCAGAUUUUGGAACUCGGCCAUUAACCUGGUUUCAGUGUCGCUCUUUUCCUAUGGCUUGAACUGGAAAGACCCUAUGUUGUCUGACCUCUCACCCAAGAUCUCUAGACAUCUGUGAUGGCAAACCUGGUUUUCAACCUGACUACUUCUGUAACAACUAGAACCCAAGAUGCUGGAUAUUCCUGUGGGGUGUGAGAUUUUCUUCAUCAGAUUACUUGAUGAAACACAACACAUACCCUAAAUGGUGGCCAUGCCUUCUCUUGGCAGCAUAUGUAAAGAGAGCUAGAAGGAAGCUGUGCUGCCAGAUUUGUCUGUCCUUACUUCUUUGGGCAGUAUUCAUUUUCUUGAGGAUUUUAACAUAGUCUGAAAAACAGCAGCUUUCUAGGAGCCUAGGAUUGCAGUACCAGAUUGGACUGCAAAGACAUCCAGCUUUGUGGAUGAACAACUCCCAGAUCCUUGGCCUUUUCAGUAUGAGCCAGCCAUCGUUAGACUGCGUAGACCACAGCUGGUAAGCCAGUCUAAUAAACCUCAUAUGCUCCUGAUACAUAUGGAGCUAUUAGUUCUGCCCCUUUAGCCUUUAGAGAACCCCAACGACUACCUACUGCAUCAAAGUAAACUGAAAGCAGUCAGAUGUCUUCCCUCUUUUACUUUUGCCUGGGCAUCUGACUGCUCAUUGCUUUAGUGUACAAAAUUUCAACCUAAAAUGAUCAAUGCCUUCUCCUAUGAGGUGUUUGGGGAAUGGUAGAGGAAUUCAAUCUAGUACACUUAGACUAGGAGGUACUGUGGACAUAUCAAAGAUGGCUGAAGCAAAGUCAAAGAUAACACAGAGCAAAGGAAAUGGAGUCUAAGCCACAUUGCUUUAUCACUAUUUCUCUCUCUUUCAUGGUCACAUAUUGCCCAGGCUGGCCUUGAAAUCCUCCUGCCUCCACCUUCUAAAUGCUAAGAUUACUGAAGUAUGGCACCUUGGCGAAUUUGUAGGUCACAUGCAUGUAAGACUGUAUGUUUCAGGUCUUCCAGCCUCCAGCUGUCCAUUUGAAAAUAAAAAUCUCCAGUAGCUGUCCCUGUCCCCUAAAGGAUUGACAGGCCUUAAGAACUGCAUUUUAGAUGUCCAGGAGUUAACUGUUUUAUUUUGUUAAUAAGUAUCUAAAUUGCACUCUCUGUGUGUAAUCUGGUUGCAAUAAAGAAUUUUGUUUCACA
Messenger RNA from Arvicanthis niloticus (Nile rat), 3454 nucleotides. Its product is annotated as PRAME family member 8-like. Gene Ontology annotation, cellular component: cytoplasm. Lineage: Eukaryota; Metazoa; Chordata; Mammalia; Rodentia; Muridae. Gene Ontology annotation, biological process: positive regulation of cell population proliferation; negative regulation of DNA-templated transcription; negative regulation of apoptotic process. The record is from RefSeq and is a predicted model, not a curated record.